Messenger RNA from Aspergillus saccharolyticus JOP 1030-1, 348 nucleotides. RefSeq lists its product as uncharacterized. The record is from RefSeq and is a predicted model, not a curated record. The transcript has a single exon. The annotation marks the transcript as partial. Lineage: Eukaryota; Fungi; Ascomycota; Eurotiomycetes; Eurotiales; Aspergillaceae.
GUUAUUUCUUAUAGACUUACUAAUAGAGCUGUUAGUAGAACUAUUUCUUAUAGAUUUACUUAUAGAACUAUUAGUAGAGCUAUUAGUAGACUUAUUAGUAGACUUAUUUAUAAGUCCAUUAGUAGAGCUAUUUCUUAUAGACUUACUUAUAGAACUAUUAGCAGGACUAUUUCUUAUAGACUUACUUAUAGGACUGUUAGCAGGGCUGUUUCUUAUAGACUUACUUAUAGAGCUGUUAGUAGAGCUGUUAGUAGACUUAUUAAUAGAUUUACUUAUAGACUUCCUUACAAAGCUAUUUAUAUAACUGUUUAUAAGCUAUUUAUAGGGCUGUUUACAAGCUAUUUAUAG